AGCAAAGUACAUGUUCACUGUACCAUUGUGGUGGCUUAUACCCUAUCCAUAUAAAAUUUGCCUUUGAUGGUAUUUGCUUUUUCAAAGAUCUGGAUCAUAGAAUCCAUUCCUAACUCUGCUGUUCUAACUGAUGAGGGGAUAUAUAAUUUUAUGUUUUGUAUAUGUUUCCUAAAGGUUUUCCUUGGAUUCAUUUUAGACCUUUUGUAGUUUCUUGGUUUGAGCAUUUAAUUCACUUUCAUUCUUUGUUAUUCAAUAAUAAAUACCUUUAAGAUUGUGGAUUUGCCUUGAACACACCUAGUAAGUUUUUAACGCAUUGCUCUAAUUACUAACAUUUUUCUAAAGAGUUUAUAGAAUGUUAUUUCUUCAAAAUAAGUUAACGAAGUUUAUUUUUAAAAACUUCAGAUAAGUUGCUCACUCUUGUUAUUAAAUCUUUGUUUCAUUGAUUGCAUCAUGGUAUAAAAGUGUGGCCCAAACUGUUCAGCUUUUAGGGAAGUUAUUGUGAUGUUCUUAGUAGUCUAGUGUGCGGUUGAUUUUUAUAGAAAUUCCAUCCCCCAAAGACGGAACUGGAGAAGGCUGUCCCCUACAGGUAGGUUUUUCAGUUUGUCACACAACGCUGAUUGACUUUGCUUUCUAGGUUUGAUGCAAUGUGAUCAGUGGACAGAACUCUAUGGUGUUAUGUAGUCAUUGGCAUUUUCAUCUUUUCCCAACACAAAGUAACUUUCUUUUUCUGUUUGAAGCUUUUGUCCUGAAUCACAUUUGUUUGUUUCUUUCUUUCCUUCUUUCCUUCCUCCUGCCUUUCCUCCUUUUUUAGCUUCACACCCAGUGUGGAGCCGAACGUGGGGCUUGAACUCACAACCUUGAGAUCAAGACCUGAGCUGAGAUCGAGAGUCAGACGCUUAACUGACUGAGCCACCCAGGCACCCCCUGAAUCACAUUUCUAGAGAUAAACAUUGCCAUUUCUAUUUUCACUUGUAUAUACUUACUAUAUUUUGCCUGUCUUUUUGCUUUCAACUGCUUCGUGUCAGUAUGUUUUAGGUGGGUCCCUGAUAAGUAGCACAUGAGUAGACUUUUUUCCUACCCACUGUAAGAUCUUUUACUUUUAAAAGUAGAGGGUUGUAUUCACAUUGGUAAUGAUGAUAGAUAUGAUGGUCUUCAUUGAAUUGUCUUACUUUGUUUCAUUGACUGAUCCCCCCAGAGUAUUAUUUUCCACAAAGGCAGAAGAGUAGAUAGGGUUUUUCUUCUCUGGAUUUUCUUUUCUUUCUUUCUUCUUUUUUCCCCCCCUCUCCCUCCUACUCCGUCUCCCCCUAGGGUAAAUCUGAUUGUAGGGAUAAUCAUUUCCUUGAUUUUCUGCCAUGUGUCUCUGUUUUUGGUUUCAUACAGUAUGUACCUUUUCAUGUGCGACUUCUUUCCCUCAGCAGUACGUUGAUGGGAUUGGCUGUGUUGCUGCGUGUGGUGGUCCACUUUCGUUUGGGUGAAUAAUUGUGAGCCUCCAUCCCGCCUUUUUUUUUUAAUUAAAAAAGUUGUUUUUGACGUUUAUUUAUUUUUGAGAGAGCAUGAGCAAGCAGGGAGGGGCAGAGAGAGAGGGAGACACAGAAUGGGAAGCAGGCUCCAGGCUCUGAGCUGUCAGCACAUGGGACCUGACAUGGGGCUCGAACCCACGAACUGUCAGGUGCUUAACCAACUGAGCCACCCAGCCGCCCCUUCCAUCCCACCUUUGAUGGCUGUCGGGUAGCUUCCGGUUGGGGCUCUAUCCAGCAGCACUGCCGUGAGCCAUCUCUUGGAUCUUUCCUGCUGUAUCUGUGCAUGCCUGUUUGGAGGGCACACAAGCAGAAGGGGACAUGCAGGUUGUGGGGCACAUACUUUGCUUUACUAAAUGAUCCCAGAGUGGGGACAGCAGUGGCCUGGACCAUCCCCCUCCCCCAGCAGUGUUGGGAGCAGCUUCGUUACCCUGAGCCCUCGGCAGUAGUGGUGAUGGGGUGCGGCAGAAGGGAGUGGUCCUAAAGGACAGUGUGAGGAGCAUGGGAGCCCUGGGGAGGGACCUCAGUGGGGUGGUGGGAAGGGGACCCAAGUCAUUUGUUCUGAUGACUCUUGAAGACCCAGGCUUACAAGCUGCUUCCUCUUAGAAAGCCAUGUUCCACGGCCCCAAACACUGGGCCUCCCUCUACCCAGGAGCUGUUUUCUUGAAAAUGCAGAGCCUGUGGGAAAAAGAAAACUCCAGUUCUAUUCAGUCACCCACAGCAGGAACUAGCCAUCUCCUUCUCAGUGCCUCAGUUUCCACACCUCCCGGGUGCCCUGAAGAGGGUUUCAUGAAGGACAUUGGACUGGGCACUGGGGUCCACAGGUGCUGUCAUGGGCUCAGGAUUGGGCAUAGAGGGGCAGCAUCAAGACCAAGGCUGAGCCCGGGGGGUACUGUUGUGGGCCAGAUGGCAGGUGCUGUCAUGGGCUCAGGGUACCAGAGGCAUCAUUCCAGGGAGGUGCCUAGCAGCAGCCUCCGUUGUGGCCCCAGCGGGACCUUGCCAUGACCGCACUGUCUCCUUCUCAGGAUCCUGCCGCUGCCCUAGCUGAGUGAGCCCCAAACCCUGGGGCAGAGACCCAGUCCCUGCUACCGUGAAUAAACAAACCGUGAGUUCUAGAAUUCUCACACAGUAGAGAUGCUCUGCCCCACCCUGCCCCCACAUCCUAUUAUGAGGGCCAGUGUAGGUCAGGCACCUGCUAGCCAUGGCAUGUGGGCCAGGAGAUCUUCAGAGCCUCACAUCUCCAUUUCCUUCUGCCAAACUUGGAAAUUCCCUCUUUUCAGAAGAUCCCUGGUUCCAGGCCUGUGGUCACACCAACAUCGCCUGCAAGAUGGUGAAGGGGAAGCUGGUAGAGGUAGGCAAGUGGCCAUGGCAGGUGAGCAUCUUGUUUCUGGGCGCGUACAUCUGCAGCAGCUCCCUCAUCCACCCUCAGUGGGUCCUCAUGGCCGCGCACUGCCUAGAGAGAUCCAAGGACCCCAAAAAGUACUCCGUGAGGGUGGGAGUCCAGCAGGUCUCAGAAAAUGGCACUUGGCUCCUGCUCACUCGCAUCGUGAUCCACGAGGAUUUCCACAACCUCCUAUCCCAGGACAUUGCCCUCCUGAAGCUCAGGGACCCCAUCUCCUGGUCCCCCCUCAUCCAGCCUGUCUGCCUACCCAACACCAAAUUCAAGCUCUCGCUCGGGACCAUGUGCUGGGUGAUCGGGUGGGGACAUAAAAAUGAACAAGAAACCUCAAGUAGCCCCUACAGUCUUGUGGCCGUCAGGAUCGUUAGCAACGGUAUCUGCCGUCAGCAGUACCAGUUUCUCUUCUUGAAGAAAGAGAAGUUCAUUGGGAAGGACAUGCUGUGUGCCUCCUCAGAAUUGGGCAUGGACUCUUGUUAGGCUAACUCUGGCAGCCCCCUCGUGUGUCAGGUGAACAACUCCUGGAUCCUGGUGAGCUGGAGCUUUCGCUGCAACCAGCGACGCUUCCCAAGCAUCUAUACCAGCACCCCCCACUUCACCUACUGGACCCAGAAGCAGAUCAGUGACAUGAGGUUCAUCAGCAGGGCCAGCGCUGCCUUCCUGAGCCCGGUCACUGGCCACAUCCUGCUGGUGUCCUUGGGCUCCAUGUGGCUCCUGUGAGUGGUGUUUCCAGGGCAGGCCCACCCGGAGGCCACUUCUUCCUCCCUCCGUCUGCCCUCAGGAGAAGUGGAGACCCAGGGGACACGUGACAUCAGGGCAGAGCGCCCUUGGGGGAGGGUCCAAGAGCUGCUGUGUUCAGAGUUGUUCAAUGAAGAUGCUCUUGAGUUUUGCGCCACAGAAAUCAUCAUCUUUCUUCUUGACUGUGGCCAGAACCCUCCGGAGCCUCCGCAGCCCCGGGGGGCCUGUCUGUCCUCUCAAGGGGAGCCUUUCCUGAGGGGCUUACUUGUGCUUUGUGCUGGCCAUGUUUCCCUCCUCGGGGCUGCGCUCUCCCCUUCUGCCAACUUUGGGGUGGGACUCUGUGACCCCUAAACCCUGCUUAAUCCUGUCACCACCUCAGCAACUCCCCGGGUCCCCAUGGCCCUCCCUGGGGCCUCUGACGAGAGUUUCCCUGGGCCUUCCUAAGAGAAUUUGGCCUCUUCCCAAGAAACUCACAAUGACCAGAUCUAUUUAUGGACUUUGUUCCAGAACCUGUGAGCCUCUCCCAACCCUUCAGAUCCUCCUAAGGGUCUACAGAAGCUGACCGGUUCCUCCUCCCUCCCUGGCAGAGGUGGAUGGUGACGGGGGGGGGGGGAGGCAGAGUACUUGCUGGGAUGAAUCGUGUGAGGUGACUGCGCCCUGAGCUCCCAAGCCGCCUCAGUGACCUCCAUCAACGCCCCAGGGAGCCAGAGCCCUGCCUCCGUGCGGAGGUAGGCGUGGGGUCGGCUCAGACCCGGUGGGCCUCAGGUUCAGAGCCCUUGCCCUUUGGGCGCCAAAAGCGUAGCGGGUGUGAUUUGCUGUCUUCGCAGAGAUUGGGGCACUGAACGGGCAGCCUGAGUGUCCCCCAAGACAGCGGGUCCUGGCAAAAGUUAGAAUGUCCUGACUUGCUUUCACUGUCACCUAGAAUUUCCUAACAGUUUUAAGCCCCCCAUAGGAUUUCAUCACGACACUUUUUAAUUGUGUUAUCUGUCUGUGUCACGGAGCCAUCAAAAUGUUCCCCAAAUUCCAACCCACCUUCAAGUGGCCUUCUGCUCCCAGCGGCUCUGCUGGUUACCAUCACUCUUUCUCUGAGGAGAAACCUCACCUACCUCCUGUGCCGUCUUUCCGAAGCGGAUGGAUCUAUAAGAGAAGAGCAUUUGCUGAAUG
Acinonyx jubatus (cheetah) is the source of this 4815-nucleotide messenger RNA. It is a transcript of the gene PRSS46P, whose product is annotated as serine protease 46. The transcript is spliced from 5 exons. Gene Ontology annotation, biological process: proteolysis. NCBI's taxonomy places the organism in Eukaryota, Metazoa, Chordata, Mammalia, Carnivora, Felidae. Gene Ontology annotation, molecular function: serine-type endopeptidase activity. The record is from RefSeq and is a predicted model, not a curated record.